UUUCUACAUAGUCCAAUGCAUGUUGGUUUCAUCUCCAUGGAACCUAAUAGUCUCUUCAUCCCUCAAUACCUUGAUUCCGAUCUUGUCCUCUUUGUUCAUCACGGGGAAGCAAGAGUUGGAAACAUCUAUAGGAAUGAAUUAGUAGAAAGGCAUUUGAAGCAUGGAGAUGUGUACACAAUACCUGCUGGAUCAGCUUUCUAUUUGGAGAAUAGAGCUGAAAACGAGAGACUUCGCAUUAUUUGCAGCAUUGAUAUUAACUCAGAAUCCAUGGGAUGGCAUGCUUUCCAGUCUUUCUUCAUUGGUGGUGGAAUUCAUCCAGCAUCCGUUCUUGCUGGAUUCGAUCAUAACACAUUAUCAACAGCUCUUAAUGUCUCGACAGCAGAAUUAAGGAGGUUCUUGACCAGGCAAUCUUCCGGACCAAUCGUGCAUUUAUCUGGUUCUCAUCACACAGACGUUUGGACCAAAUUCGUAGCCCAAGAAUCCCAUCAGAAACUAGCGCACUUGAAGAGGAUUGUGAAUUUGGAGAAAGAAGUUAGACCAAAAGAGGAGGAAUCAACAUGGUCAUUGAGGAAAUUUUUGUGUGCUUUAUUAAAAAGAAAAGAUGUUGUCAAGAGAGGGAAUCACAAAGCUCCAUCAGCGUACAAUCUGUACAACAGGAAGCCCAAUUUCAAGAAUGACUAUGGAUGGACCAAGAGUGUGGAUGAGUCUGAUUAUUCUCCUCUACAACAAUCUGGCAAUGGCGUUUACCUUGUCAAUCUAUCUCCGGGAUCCAUGAUGGCACCUCAUGUAAAUCCAAGAGCAAUAGAGUACGGAGUAGUGUUGAAAGGGACUGGCAGAGUUCAAAUUGUGUAUCCGAAUGGGACUUUAGCCAUGAAUGCAAGAGUACGACAAGGGGACGUCUUUUGGGUGCCAAGGUACUACCCAUUCUGCCAUAUUGCUUCAACGAAUGGCCCAUUUGAGUUCUUCGGCUUCACAACAUCAGCAAGGAGGAACCAUCCUCAGUUCUUGGUGGGUAGGAACUCAUUGAUGCAGAGUUUGAGAGGGCCAGAAUUUGCAGCUGCAUUCGGAAUUGGUGAGAAAAGGCUUAAGAGGAUUGUUAAUGCUCAACGUGAACAAGUCAUCUUGCCAUCAUCAUCAGAUUCUCCUGACGACGAGGCAAUGUAC
Capsicum annuum is the source of this 1164-nucleotide messenger RNA. RefSeq names its product vicilin-like seed storage protein At2g28490. NCBI's taxonomy places the organism in Eukaryota, Viridiplantae, Streptophyta, Magnoliopsida, Solanales, Solanaceae. The record is from RefSeq and is a predicted model, not a curated record. The transcript has 5 exons. The annotation marks the transcript as partial.